AUGACUAAUCGCGGCGCGCUCGGCCUUCAGAGGCAUGCUCCUAUGAAACAAAACAACCAAGUCAUGAGACAACAUCGGCCUGUACAUUUUGUGACUGUCGUCGCCGAACCAAAGCAAGAUACAGACAGACCGAGGUUGGCUAAGGACAGGAACGUGGGAGUCACAACAGAGUGGGCGACGCGCGAGCUAGCCAAUGGCAAGGGCAAGGGCAAGGGCAAGGGCAAGGGCAAGGGCAAGGGCGAGGAUCGAAUAACACGCCACACACGCAAGGAGCAGAGACAAGAGACAAGGAGCAGAGACAAGGAGCUGGAUGGAGGCGAUUUGUUUUGUAACCACAGACUCAAGACUGGCGGGGGCAUGUGUGGCAUUCGUGAUUCGUGA
Molecule: messenger RNA, 381 nt
Organism: Mycosarcoma maydis (corn smut)
Lineage: Eukaryota; Fungi; Basidiomycota; Ustilaginomycetes; Ustilaginales
Exons: 3
Coding region: 1-381 (126 amino acids)
Source: RefSeq, a predicted model, not a curated record